Molecule: messenger RNA, 1998 nt
Organism: Klebsormidium nitens
Lineage: Eukaryota; Viridiplantae; Streptophyta; Klebsormidiophyceae; Klebsormidiales; Klebsormidiaceae
Source: the annotation of a GenBank genome assembly
AACCGAAGUUACAUUUAAUGCGCUGCUCCCAAGGUUGCAACGGUACUUGCUCUUUAGGAGCCGCGUAUCAGCUUCUGGCUAAGUUGUAUAGGUUAUGGAACGGCUAUGGCUAGCAACUAUGUCUGCUCGCUGGCGGUGGCGGUCGUCUCCCUCCUCCUCGCUGUGGCUUUCUUGAGCUCCCUCACCUGUGAUGGAGCUGACUGCUUUGCGCUACACAACCUUGAGAUUACUCGCAUAUCUCGCCUUCACAGUCACUUGACAUCAGCAAAGUUUGAGCAAGUGGAGAGCCUGGAAGAUGUGUACGGGGGCCCAAGUAUUGAACAAGUUGAGCAAGUGAUAGAGAACCCAUUUGAGAGAGAUGGAAGUGAGUUAGUGGAAGAGGAUGCACAGCAAGGGAUAUUGGAAGAGGAUCAGGUGUCAUUGGGGGAACACUUGAUCGGCGUUGUUGAGGAGGCUAGCAAAGAGACAGUUGAGGGUUUCAAAAAUGAAACAGUUGGGAAAACAGCUGUUGAUGCUGCUGAAGAUGCAAGCAGCGAGCCACCUGAGGUGAUCACAAGGGAAACGGUUGAUGAAGAUGCAGAGGGAGGCGUUGUAGAAGAAGUUCAGGCGGCACCAGCCCCCAACCCAGACCCAGUGAUAUUUGGCACAGGGUUUUAUCCAGAUGGUCGUUUCCACCCUCAGACAGGGUUUGAUCCCUACGCUCCCGCCACACCCCCCGUGCUGCCAGCAAGAACGCUAGCUCUCAACAUCGUGGAUUUUGGCGCUGUUGGAGAUGGAACAACUUCUAACACCGCAGCUUUUGAGGCCGCGGUCGCAGCAGCUUCAGGUGCCGUGGGGGGCGCUUCAUUACGUGUUCCAGAUGGGGUCUGGCUCACGGGUUGUUUCAACCUGACGAGCCAUUUGACGUUAUUUCUGGACAGCGGGGCAGUUUUACUGGCAAGCCAGGACCCUUCUCACUGGCCUGUAUUGCCCCCAUUGCCAUCCUACGGCCAGGGGCGAGACGUAGAAGGGCCUCGGUAUGGCAGCUUCAUCCAUGGGGAGCAUCUAGUUGACGUCGUUAUAACUGGUAACAACGGCACAAUUGACGGGCGGGGCGACCCUUGGUGGGCUGCUUACAAGGCGGGUCAGCUUAACCACACACGGGGCUGCCUGAUUGAAAUACAGUGGUCGUCGCGCGUUGUUAUCUCAAACCUAACCCUGCUCGACUCGCCGUUCUGGAAUGUCCAUCUCUACGACAGCCAUGACGUCACCGUGCACGGGCUGACGAUCACGGCCCCAAGUCAUUCGAAGAACACCGAUGGGGUGGAUCCGGACUCUUGUACGGACGUGUUGAUCGAGAACUGCUACAUCAGCACCGGGGAUGAUGCAAUCGCAGUCAAGAGCGGAAUGGACGCAGCCGGAGUUGCGUACGGCAAGCCGACCCGCAACGUGGUGGUCCGGAACCUGGUCGUCGGACGUACGCACGCGUUGUCCAUUGGAAGCGAGAUGAGCGGGGGCGUCGCAAACGUGUUGUUUCAGAACAUCGUCUCCUUGGGACCCGGGGCCAACGGUCUCCGCAUCAAGUCGGCUCCGGGCCGGGGUGGGUACGUCACCAAUAUCACCUACCGGGACAUUGUCCUGGAGGAUCAACGAUACGGCAUCAGCGUUUACAGCAACUACCGCCAAGAUGCGGCCACUCCGCCCGCCGAUAACCUGCCCCGGCUCGAAGGAAUCCUCUUUCAAAACGUGACCGGACGACGGAUUGUAUAUGCGGGGCGGCUGAACGGGUUACCUCAAGCCCCGUUACAUGGAAUUAAGUUGGAGCAAAUCAAUCUCGAGACUAAGAAGCGGUAUAAGUGCGACUAUGUGUAUGUUGAGGCGGACCAUGCGGAGCCCCCACCCUGCGAGCGAGGGUGGGACUCGCAGAAUAGACGGAGAUUGCUAGCGAGUUGGAUGUGGGCGCGACGAACGUUCGGUGGGAUACUCGGAAUGCCUGGCGAAUGGAUACCACCUUCUUAA